AAAUCCUAUUCGUUUCUAAUUAUAAACAAUUUGUGUAAAUUCCUUUAAAAAAUCUUUAAUGUUUAGUGAUUGUUCUGUGCAGUUAAUUAAAUUUCUGAUUGAAACUACGUAAUGAAUAAUUAAAACAUAUAAUUAGAAGAUUCAAGAAAGAUUUUGUUGAUCAUUUAGCGCACUUCAAGUGAAGAGAAACUUCUUACUGACAUAAUUCAUUUUUGGCUAUGUGCUUAGGGUAGAUCCAGUAUAUAGCAAACAUAUUUGCUUAUUAGGUGCGUUGGAACAUAGGUAGUGCUGCUGUUCAUCUCUUCAAGUAUAGGUAUCUCUAUGAUGUUUUCAUCAGGUCUUAGCUGCAAUCUAUCCUUUCCCAGUUGUCUGGGUUAUCCACAGGACAACGAAGAAUUAAUACCAAAAAUGGCUAGAGAGCCAAUAAUCCUUAAUGUUUAUGACAUGUAUUGGAUAAAUGAAUAUACUACCCCAAUUGGAUUAGGUGUAUUUCAUUCAGGAGUUGAAAUAUAUGGAACAGAAUAUGCAUAUGGAGGUCAUUCUAAACCAAUUUCUGGAAUUUUUGAGAUUACACCAAGAGUUGCUGAAGAAUUAGGAGAGCAAUUUAGAUAUAGGCAAUCAGUUCACAUUGGAUAUACAGACUUCACAGAAGAAGAUGUAACUAGGAUUGUUACUGAAUUAGGAAAAGAUUUUAGGGGUGAUCGUUACCAUUUAAUGAAUAAAAAUUGUAAUCACUUUAGCAGUCAACUUACACUUAUUUUGUGUGGUCAAGAAAUACCGGGUUGGGUAAAUCGCCUUGCAUAUUUUAGUUCAUGUGUACCCUUUCUUCAGCGUUGUUUACCAAAGGAAUGGUUAACGCCUGAUGCACUUCAACACUCCUUAAAUCAAGUCAGCCAUGAAAGUACAUCUUCUGAAAGAGUUACACCAUUUAGAGAGUUUAUGCGCAAAGGAAGUUUAUCGUGACAGUAACUACAUUGCCAAGAUGAUGGAAACCGAGAAACAAAACCGUCAAAUGAGGUACAAAUUUAAUAUUGUACUCUAGAAUUGCAGUGGUGAUUUAACAAUACAGAAAAAAAUGCCUUUCUUGCAACAUGUCGUCUUUUAAAUUUUGGACGGCAGUAUACAUUGUCGCGUGUGUUCUUUGUUGUAUUAUACAGUCGAUUUAACAGAUAUAUAUUUGCUAUAUAAUUACGCAUAAAUCAAAGGCAUAAAGAGACUGGAACGUAUUUAUUUAUUAGUUAAUCACGUUAAUUUUUGUAGGAAAUGUGAGUAAGAUUUUAUACGUAAUAUCUUUUAUUUCAAAUUGUAUUUGAAAAUUAAUAUUUGUAAAACACACAGUACAUUGAAAUUAUAUUUUAGAAAUAUCUAGUGAUGUUUUUGUGAACAUUGAAUAACCUGGUUUACAUUAUGCUAUAAAAUAUGCUAUGUAUACAUGCGACACCUCUCUGUACAGCUGCCAUUAAUAUUGUUAGGAAAUUUAAAUGAAGAAUGAAUUUAAUAUUGACAUUCAUAUAUAAUAAAUAAUUAAAUUACGAAUAAUUUAUUUUUCAUCUAUGAUUUAAUGAAAAUAUGUUUUCUGCAAAUACUUUUAUAAGGAACAUAUUUAUAAUUUUGUAAUUAAGAUAUUCAGUCAACACUUCUGCACCAUAUGGAUGCUCUUGAAUUUUGCACGAUAUAGAACAGUAGAAUUAAUAUAGUAUUAUAAUUUCGGAAGCCUUUGCCAGAUUUAGAAUCUAAUGAGUUCUUUUUAAAUAUAAAUCAUUACUGAUGUUACUAAAAUGUUGUUGACACCAAGUUUAUAAUGUUAUAUAUUGAAAAAAUAAAAAAUUCAUAAAGUUAUUCAAAUAUAAUAUAAAUACAAAAAAAUUCUGAUAAAUAUAUCAUAUUUGUAAAAUGUAACACAAAAAUCAAGUAACAAUUAGUGCCAAUUAAACUUUUCGUUAAUUCUGUUUUAAUGACUAAUAUUAGGAAGUCAUAUGUUGCCAUUAGGAACUCAUAGAUGUUACUAAUCAUGUUAUAUUGUUAUAUUGCUGGCCAAUGUUAAUAUGUGAAUACUUUUCACUGAAUCAUUUGUAGUAAAAUUUCAAUUAUAACAAUUAGUAUUUUUAUUAUUUUAUAUAAAAGGUCAAUAAAAAUAUUAAUUACGCUUUAUUUAUAUAAUUAUAUUAUAAAAAAAGUUUUCUAAAUUUUAAAUAGAAAUCAACUUGAAUUAAUAAAAUUAUUUAGUAUAUUAAAUUACCUAAAUUAUUUCAUGUGUUUCUAUGUAAUAUACAUUUAAAAAAUAUCUUCUUUAUAUAUACAUAUGUAUUUGCAAAAAAGGGUAUUGAAAAUAAUUAGUUGUCAUUAAUGUUUUAUAGAUCGAAGCAUGUUAUGUUUUGUAUUCCUCAUUAAUAUUUGCAUUAAUACAAAGUUAUAAAAUGAAUUACUUAUGCGAUAUAGAAAUGAGUAUAGCAUACUAAAAUAAUGAAGCAUAUAAAGCACAAUAUACAGUAUAAGUACAAAAACUUAUAUAUCUUUCUAAAUGAUCUUUUUUAUAAUGAUAUUCAGUUUAUUGUUUUAGUAGGUACUUUUUUCUUACUGUUAAUAGUUUCAUUUUAAACAAUAAAUAUCGCAACAACUA
This is a messenger RNA of Frieseomelitta varia, 2620 nucleotides long. Its product is annotated as deubiquitinase DESI2. Gene Ontology annotation, molecular function: deubiquitinase activity. NCBI's taxonomy places the organism in Eukaryota, Metazoa, Arthropoda, Insecta, Hymenoptera, Apidae. Bases 322 to 963 code for a protein of 213 amino acids. Gene Ontology annotation, biological process: protein deubiquitination. The record is from RefSeq and is a predicted model, not a curated record. The transcript has 7 exons.